This is a messenger RNA of Aspergillus uvarum CBS 121591, 1418 nucleotides long. RefSeq names its product MFS transporter. Bases 6 to 1418 code for a protein of 470 amino acids. The transcript is spliced from 5 exons. NCBI's taxonomy places the organism in Eukaryota, Fungi, Ascomycota, Eurotiomycetes, Eurotiales, Aspergillaceae. Gene Ontology annotation, molecular function: transmembrane transporter activity. The record is from RefSeq and is a predicted model, not a curated record. Gene Ontology annotation, biological process: transmembrane transport.
CUCCCAUGGCCAGCGCGACAGUGAGCCACUCGCAGCUCGACUGUAACCCAAGGCAAAGACGUCCUGUGCUCUUCCACUUGAGAUCCUCUGUCUCGUUCAUCACAUUUGUGGCGUCUUACGCGGUCUUUACCGAUAGCUUUUUGUAUGGACUGAUUGUACCUGUGGUUCCUACUGCGCUCCAUGAUCGACUCGGGGUAUCCAGAAAUGAUGAGCAAAGAUGGACCUCAAUCCUGAUCGCGCUCUACGGCGCUGCUCAAUUUUCUUCUGCACCCCUCAGCGGCUACAUCUCGGACCGCAUCCGAUCACGGUGGUGGCCCAUGGUGGCCGGCGUGAUGACGCUGGGCGCGGGGACUGCUCUGUUCUGCGCGGGGAACCGCAUUGGCUUUUGGAUCGCCGGUCGCCUCCUCCAGGGGGCCGCCGCUGCCAUCGUCUGGACCGUCUCGUGCGCAUUGCUGGUGGACACGGUCCCGGAGGAGCAGCUGGGCCACGCCAUGGGGUAUAUGAGCACGGGCAUGACCAUUGGGAACCUCGUGGGCCCGCUCAUCGGCGGUGCGGUCUAUGAACACGCCGGGUAUUACGCUGUCUUCAUCGUGGCGUUUAUCCUGAUCGGAAUCGACCUGGCACUUCGGCUGUUGAUCAUUGAGAGGACGCAUGCCCCCGAGCUCACUUGCGGUUUGGACCAGGGGCCUUCCCCGCUGGAACCGGCCGCUCGCCAGGAGAAUGACCUCGAACCUGCUGCACCGCCAGCGUUACAAUCGCCCACCGGUCUUCAGGGCGUCUGGAGACUGCUCUCCUCGCCGCGGAUCCUGGUCGUCCUCUGGGCGUGUGUCGUGAUCUCGAUCGUCAUCGCCGCGUUCGACAGUGCCUUGCCGCUGUUCGUCCAGGACGCGUACGGAUGGGCGCAGACCGCGCAGGGGCUGAUCUUCAUCCCGUUCCUCGUGCCCAGCCUUCUGGGCCCGCUGGUCGGGUGGAUCAACGACCGAUGCCCCAAGUAUCGGCGGCUUCUGGCCGGCGGAGCGUUGCUGCUGAGUGUGCCCCCGGCCGUCCUUCUCCGUCUGGUGUCCGACAACGACCUGGCGCACAAGAUCCUCCUCUGCGCCCUGCUCUUCCUUCUGGGAGUGUGCGUGAGUCUCUUGUUCCCCUUGGUCUUGGCCGAGAAUUCGUAUGCCGCGGCCGAGACGGAGCAAGAGGCCCCGUCGUCGACCUUUGGCACUCAAGGGGCAAUGGGGCUGGCGUACGGCUUGGCCAACUCCGCCUACGCUGCUGGCUCCGUUGCCGGCCCUUUGCUGGCGGGCUACAUUCGCCAAAGUGCGGGUUGGCCCACGAUGACCGGGGUGUUGGGCUUGCUGACGGGGGUUUCGGCCUUCCCUGUACUGUUCUGGUUCGGCGGCGUGGUGUCAUACAGGAAGGCUUUUUGA